Molecule: messenger RNA, 1327 nt
Organism: Phyllopteryx taeniolatus (common seadragon)
Lineage: Eukaryota; Metazoa; Chordata; Actinopteri; Syngnathiformes; Syngnathidae
Gene: ctns
Product: cystinosin, lysosomal cystine transporter
Exons: 11
Coding region: 120-1223 (367 amino acids)
Biological process (GO): L-cystine transport
Cellular component (GO): lysosomal membrane
Molecular function (GO): L-cystine transmembrane transporter activity
Source: RefSeq, a predicted model, not a curated record
AAAACAAACAAAAAACGGCAGCGGUAUAAACGUUCCGGCUUGUGUUAAAAAAAAAAAGAAAAACUUGUCAUGUGACCUGCGCAACGUCAAGGAACAUCUUCCCCGUGUCAGGUGCAGCGAUGUGGCUCGUGCAGGCGCUGCUGCUGGCCAACAUCUCAGAGUCACAAGUGUCGCUGUCCGCCCCGGAGGAGGUGACGCUCCAAGAACGCUCCAGUGCCAACCUUACCAUCACCUCCAGCAUGCCGCUUUCGCAGGCGCUGGCGAUCCAUCUGAACGUCACCUACAGCUCCAAGGCCGACUCCUCGCGGAUCGUCAGCUUGCCGGAGCAGGUGACGCUGCCCGCCGCGGCCACGUCGGUCACGUUCACGGUGACGGCCCUCGCCGCCGGUCAGGUGACCACGUACCUGCUGAGCAACGGCACGGAAAGCCACAGCUCAGUGCCCCGUCUGCGCUUCCUGGUGGUCCACAGCAAUGCGGUGGCGGUACUCAGCGAGGUCGUCGGGUGGUUCUACUUCCUGGCCUGGUCCGUGUCCUUCUACCCGCAAGUCUGGGAAAACUGGAGGCACAAGAGCGUGGUGGGCCUGAACUUUGACUACCUGGUGCUCAACCUGACCGGGUUCUUCGCCUACAGCGUCUUCAACGUCGGCCUCUUCUGGGUGGCGUCCAUCAAGGAGGAAUUCCUGCAGAGGAACCCCAACGGCAUCUACCCCGUCAAGGUCAACGACGUCUUCUUCAGCCUGCACGGCUUCCUGCUGUCUCUGUUCUACGUGGGCCAGGCUGCCGUCUACGAGAGGGGGGGGCAGAAGGUGUCGUGGACGGCCCGCAUCCUGCUGCUGAUCGGCUGGUCGUUUGCGGGCGUCACCUUGUUCCUGGCCGUCUUCCGGCGCCUCGGCUGGCUGGACUACCUGUACUUCUUCUCCUACAUCAAGCUGGCCGUCACGCUGGUCAAGUACGUGCCGCAGGCCUUCAUGAACUACCGGCGAAAGAGCACGGACGGCUGGAGCAUCGGCAACGUGCUGCUGGACUUCAGCGGCGGCCUGCUCAGCAUCUUGCAGAUGAUCUUGGAGUCCUACAACAACGACGAGUGGCGCCUGAUCUUCGGGGACCCCACCAAGUUCGGCCUGGGUCUCUUCUCGAUGCUCUUCGACACGCUCUUCAUCGUUCAGCAUUACUGCUUGUACCGCUCGCAAUACCGGGAGAUCGGACGCAGCCGGAGCGAGUGAAGCGCCGCCUGACCUCCCCGCCGACCCCUUGACCUCCCGACCUCCUGACCUCCUGGCACUUUUAACGCACAAACGUGUUGGAAAAUAAAUGUAUACAUGCGGAA